AGCGAACGAUUCUAUCAAAUUUUGAUGCCACUAUCGAGGAACUCAGAAUGGCGUGCUGUAAUUUACAUAUGCGACACCUCCUGUCCCUUAUUACCAAAUUCACUAGCUAUGUAGGUCCACGUGUGGCACCAGGCAGCCACGGUUGUCUGUUCACUUUCUUUCACCCAGCUCUUCAUUUCGUACCAUGGUCAGAGCUGUUUUUACUUCCCCAGAGCAAGGUACUGUCGUGCAGCCUAUAUACCAGUACUCCGACGAGCAACAAACCCAUAUAAAGGCAUUACGUGAGUAUGCAGAUACUCUGCUUCUGGACUCAUCAGACCCGUACCAUAAAUGGGAGCUGCGAUGGUUGAACAAGCCAGAUACCAUGCCUCGGUACAUGCGCGCGGCAAAAUGGAAACUCCCUGACGCGAAGCGUAGAAUAGAGGGAACCAUCAAAUGGAGGAGGGAGUUCCAACCAGAGUUAAUCAGACCUGAUGAUGUGAAGAUAGAAGCCGGGACAGGGAAGAUCAUCUUAAAUGGGUUUGAUAAAGAUGGCAGGCCCAUAAUCUACAUGCGCCCUGGUCGCGAAAAUACCGAAACCAGUCCUAGGCAGUUAAGACACCUCGUUUGGUGGUUAGAACGUGCAAAGGAUUUGAUGCCCCUAGGACAAGAGUCACUGGUUAUCAUCGUAGAUUAUAAAUCCACGACGCUUCGCACCAACCCUUCGAUAUCCGUUGCCAGUAAAGUACUUACGAUCCUUCAGCAACACUAUGUAGAAACUCUCGGUCGCGCAAUCGUCACCAACCUUCCAAUGUUGCUUAAUUUCUUCUACAAAGGCAUUUCGCCAUUCUUGGAUCCUGUCACCCGGGACAAGAUGAGGUUUAAUCCUGAUCUUCUUGAACUGAUUCCAAAGUCUCAGCUGGACUCUGAAUUUGGAGGUGAUUUUGACUUCGAGUUCGAUCACGAGACAUACUGGAAACAAAUCGUCGACUUCUGCGGCAUCGCUGAAGACGGCACCCGCUUAGAAGGCUAUUUUGAUGGACCAAAGAAUAUUUAUGGAGAACUGCCUUCACAACAUUCUGAUACUGCAUCACCCACUUCCACAUCGUCCACCACUGCGUCUGUUACGUCCGCUAGCGAGAUUGUCUCACCCGAAAUGACACCCGCUGCCCCAGAGUUAACCGAGGCAUUGUAGAUCACUCACGGAUAUUUUUUGAUGAUUGUACACUAUAUACACGGAACUGUAAUUCAACAUAGCAGCGUCUGUAUAACAUAGUCUUCGAACCCUUGCUACAGAUAUUCCGAUGCCUUGUAAUAGCAGAUUAUAUUUGUUCCAUUGCUUAGCGCUCAGUCACCAUGUGUCAUGGUUGUUCCAUUGAAAA
Suillus fuscotomentosus is the source of this 1361-nucleotide messenger RNA. Its product is annotated as CRAL TRIO domain-containing protein. The record is from RefSeq and is a predicted model, not a curated record. Gene Ontology annotation, molecular function: phosphatidylinositol transfer activity. NCBI's taxonomy places the organism in Eukaryota, Fungi, Basidiomycota, Agaricomycetes, Boletales, Suillaceae. Bases 185 to 1174 code for a protein of 329 amino acids. The transcript is spliced from 9 exons.